AGAUCUCUCAAAUCACUCUGCUCCCUUUUACGGAUUUGCUCUGCGAACCAGCUCUCGAAACUCUCCCUUUGUGGAAUUAUCUCAAAUCACCUUCAUCAUGACUCUUGAGGAAGUUCUGAUCCAGAAACCCACCGAGCGUGCCCAGUGCACCGGCCAAGCCCUGGAGGAGGUCCUGGUGUCCGCUAAGGACAACGACUCCCUCACCGUGGGCGUCUACGAGUGCGCUAAAGUUAUGAAUCUUGACCCGGACAGCGUGUCUUUCUGCGUCCUGGCCGUGGAUGAGGAGUUUGAGUGUGACAUCGCUCUGCAGAUCCACUUCACCCUCAUCCAGUCCUUCUGCUUUGACAACGACAUCAGCAUCGUCAGAGUGAGCGACGUGCAGCGUCUGGCUGAGAUUGUUGGCGACAAGGCCGAGCAACUUGAAGAUGCUCACUGCGUCCUCAUCACGAACCCAGCUGAAGGGUCUUGGCAGGACCCCGCUCUGGAGAAGCUGCACCUGUUCUGUGAGGAGAGUCGUCGUCUGAACGACUGGGUUCCCGAGAUCAGCCUCCCCGAGCGCUGAUCUGGGGCUCGGCUCCUCUCUUGCUCAGAUGCUGUGAAGCUUCUUAUAUGGAAAUACUCAUCCUAAUGAACAGGAUGACCCUGUUUCUUCUCAUCCCUGGAUACUCCUGAGGAGGAUUCCCGUCCAGGCAGCACGGCGCCGGCCCGAGUGGCCCCCCGUGAUUCGUCGCCUCUUGUCCCGUCCAUGCCAAGAUGACUCUCAUUCUUUAUGUGAAUGAGGUCAGGUAUGCCACAAGAGCGACACAUCGACCCUCAUUCUUUGUGCGGAUGAGGUUUGGAGAGGAAGGAGAAGCGACUUCUGCGUCCUGUGGCUCCCACAGAGCAAAAGUCGCAUCUUGAAGCACGCGCAGUAGGAGAAGAAGCGGUGCUGAGAAAGAGGCGUUUUUAAAAAGGACUUUUUAAAGAUGGCUUCUUUGCUGAGCAACAUAACAACAGUUGCAAUCAGCGGAAAUGUUUCCCACUUUCCAGAAUUGUCUUAAUUCUCUAAAGGUUUCACUUUAGAAGUUUAACAAUGACAAAAAAAUAUUAUUUAAAAUCUUAAAAAAAAGAAGAAGAAAUGAAAUAAAGUCAGCUCUCUAAAGGUUUCACUUUAGGAAACGACUGAAUUAAGUUAAUGUUCAAAAAGAAAGAGAAUUUGUAUUUUUAGACUCUUGAUUCUAUAGAAUACUGAAUUGUUAAAGUAUAAAGUGAUCAGAUUUAUGUCUUGAUCCUGUUGGAAAAAUAUUGGAAAAAAAACGUAUUUAUAUCUGACAGUUAAAGAAAUUGUUGGAGAUUGUGAAAAAUGUGAAAAAUGAUCAAUAAAAGUUCCAAAA
Messenger RNA from Labrus bergylta (ballan wrasse), 1373 nucleotides. It is a transcript of the gene gadd45gb.1, whose product is annotated as growth arrest and DNA-damage-inducible, gamma b, tandem duplicate 1. Gene Ontology annotation, cellular component: cytoplasm; nucleus. The record is from RefSeq and is a predicted model, not a curated record. Gene Ontology annotation, biological process: regulation of cell cycle. NCBI's taxonomy places the organism in Eukaryota, Metazoa, Chordata, Actinopteri, Labriformes, Labridae.